Molecule: messenger RNA, 1776 nt
Organism: Oryza sativa Japonica Group (Japanese rice)
Lineage: Eukaryota; Viridiplantae; Streptophyta; Magnoliopsida; Poales; Poaceae
Product: probable glycosyltransferase At5g03795
Molecular function (GO): glycosyltransferase activity
Source: RefSeq, a predicted model, not a curated record
UAACACCCUCAACUUCCCACACCCUUCCGAUCCACCCUCGCAUCACUCUUCCAGCCUCCCCUCCCCCCAACUCCGGCGAUGGCCGGCCGCCUCCCCGGCGCCGCCUCCGCCGCCGCGGCGCCCCUCCCCCGAGCGCUCCUGCUACUCGCCGCCCUCGCCCUAUUCUCCCUCACCUUCCUCUCCCUCCGCUCGCUCCGCCCCGCCGCGGCCCCACCCUCCCUCGCCAUCGGCGGCUCCCGCCCUUCCUCCUUCGCGCGGCCGUCGGUGUACCACUCCGCCGAGGCCUUCGCGGCGGGGUACGCGGAGAUGGAGCGGAGCUUCAAGGUGUACAUGUACCCGGACGGCGACCCCAAGACGUUCUACCAGACGCCGCGGAAGCUCACGGGGAAGUACGCCAGCGAGGGCUACUUCUUCCAGAACAUCCGCGAGAGCCGCUUCCGCACCGGCGACCCCGACAAGGCGCACCUCUUCUUCGUCCCCAUCUCCCCCCACAAGAUGCGCGGCAAGGGUACUUCAUAUGAGAACAUGACAAUAAUAGUUAAGGAUUAUGUGGAAGGCUUGAUAAACAAGUAUCCUUACUGGAACAGGACACUUGGAGCGGACCAUUUCUUUGUCACCUGCCAUGAUGUAGGUGUUAGGGCUUUUGAAGGACUUCCAUUCAUGGUGAAGAAUUCUAUUAGAGUUGUCUGUUCUCCAAGCUAUAAUGUUGACUUUAUACCGCAUAAGGAUAUCGCUCUUCCUCAAGUAUUGCAGCCAUUUGCUCUGCCUGAAGGAGGAAAUGAUGUUGAGAACAGGACAAUCCUUGGAUUUUGGGCUGGCCAUCGCAAUUCUAAAAUAAGAGUCAUUUUGGCACAAGUCUGGGAGAAUGAUACAGAGCUUGCUAUCAGUAACAAUCGGAUCAGUAGAGCUAUUGGAGAGCUGGUUUACCAGAAGCAGUUCUACCACACAAAGUUCUGUAUUUGUCCUGGUGGCUCUCAAGUUAAUAGUGCCCGUAUAUCUGAUUCAAUACACUACGGUUGUGUUCCUGUUAUUUUGUCAGACUACUACGAUUUGCCUUUCAAUGAUAUCCUAGACUGGAGAAAAUUUGCUGUUGUACUUAAGGAGCGUGAUGUAUAUCAACUAAAAAGUAUACUUAAAUCUAUAUCACAGGAAGAGUUUGUUGAAUUGCACAAAUCUCUUGUUCAGGUACAGAAACACUUUGUGUGGCAUUCACCUCCUCUUCCUUACGACGCGUUCCACAUGGUUAUGUAUGAACUAUGGUUGCGACAUCAUGUGAUCAAGUACUAAAUUCAACCAUCCAAGUCUGGGCAGAUACAAACAUGAAAGCCUUAUCCGUAUGAAUAUGAUGCGGAGUCUGACAACUAUCCGGUGCUCUACUGAACAUGCAUUCAUUCUUAUGCUCAUAUAUCAGCAACUGGAUGGAUCAUUGUGCGUAGGUGUCAUCUUGAGCAUCUGCAUCAGAGAAGUUGGCGACCAUCGACCAUAAAUCAUCAAAAUGGAGUUGCUAGGUAAUAGACUGAUUAGUUCAUUCUUUCAAGAAUAGUUUUGUUUUUCCGCCAUAUUGCACUCUUUGUAAGCUGCGUUUUCUAGUUUGCCUGUGAUACGGUAUCCUUUACGGAUCUGCCCAUUUCUUACUCAUGUAAAGUAAUGUACGAUGUUACUAACAAGACAGAGAACUGAACCAAGUAGGAGUAGAAUAUUGUUGUGAUCAGCAAACUUUCAGGGGUUAAUUUCACCAUGCACCAUGCGAUCUAUGGACUUCUAUUUUCCCCGGCA